This is a messenger RNA of Camarhynchus parvulus, 2934 nucleotides long. RefSeq names its product colony stimulating factor 2 receptor beta common subunit (gene CSF2RB). NCBI's taxonomy places the organism in Eukaryota, Metazoa, Chordata, Aves, Passeriformes, Thraupidae. Gene Ontology annotation, biological process: cytokine-mediated signaling pathway; immunoglobulin mediated immune response. The transcript has 15 exons. The record is from RefSeq and is a predicted model, not a curated record. Gene Ontology annotation, cellular component: external side of plasma membrane. Gene Ontology annotation, molecular function: cytokine receptor activity; protein binding. The coding region runs from base 1 to 2934 and encodes 977 amino acids.
AUGAGAGAUGGCCAAAAUUACUUAAAGUCCAGUAUUGAACAAAGUUCCCUUAUUCAGUUUUACUUCUCUUUAUGUGGAACAGAAACAAACAGCUCCACAGUAAGCAGGGCAAGAGACCUGUGUGCCAAGGACAAUAUAGACAUGAAAGAGAUUUUCAUCCUGCUGCUGUAUCUGUAUUUGCUCUUCCACGUUCAAGCCACUCAAGAGAGUAUCCCAAUGAAAAGCCUGAAGUGCUACAGUGACUACAACUCACAGGUGACUUGCACGUGGAUGGAGCAUUCAGAGGCUCAUGACCUCGUUGCUAUGAUUCUUUACCAAAGGGAUAAUAUUGACAUGGAGAACAAGAACAUGUCUUGCGAACGCCAGACAGAAAAUGACUUGCAUGAAGCUCCAGACGUGUUUGUGCACUGGAUCUGCCGCAGGACUACAGACUAUUUAGGAAUAGGGAUAAAGGAUACUUAUGGCUUCAGGCCUAAAAACGGAACAGAUGUUAAUCAAACAGAACUGGAUGUUGAUCUUUUCCAAAAUGUUCGGCCCCUCCCACCUCAAAACCUCUCAGUGAGCCCAAUGACAUCAGGAGACUUCUUGCUGACCUGGCAAACAGCCAGUGGAAGCCAAGGGCUGGGCAGUGCACUGGACUAUGAAGUCACUUACAAGCGGCAGUGGGAGUCCUGGGAGGAAGCUGCCUCGCUCUUGCUCUCCAGCACCACCCAGUGCAGUCUCAGACCUGAGGACCUUGUCCCAGGGAGCAGCUACGUUGCCCGUGUGCGAGCCAGACCAGGGCAGGCCAGCAGCUUCUCUGGGCAGUACAGUGAGUGGAGCACGGAGGUGUCAUGGAAGACCCCCGAAGGUGGCCUUCAGCCCAGGAACCUUCGCUGCCUCUUCAAUGGUGGAGACCGUCUGACGUGCAGCUGGGAAGUGAAGAAAGUGAUCACCACCUCUGUCCUCUUUGGCUUGUUCUUCAGGGCCACCCCAGCAUCACAAGAAGAGGAGUGCUCUCCUGUACAUGAGAAGACUUUGCCCCACACCCCAUAUGUGGUCCAGAGCUGUGAGAUCCCUGUUAGCAAUUCUAGCAGCCAGAGCCAGUACCAUGUAUCUGUCCGGGCCAAGACAGAGGAAAAGAUGAUUGAAGCCUACAAAAACAUCCAGGUGCUGCCGCCUGCAAAUGUGUCAGUAACAGCAACAGGGAGCCAAGAGUAUGAACUAAGGUGGAAAAAACACAAUAUGAAGUACAGCUUCAUAUCACAGAGAUACCAAGUCAAGUACUGGGAAAACAAUCGAUAUGAAAAGACUCUCCAGGUGUUAAAUAUCAGCAAUGAUGAACCUCCCUUCAUCUUCACCCUGCAGAUGCUGGCAGCAUCUACAGAAUAUAGGGGGAAAAUGCGUGCAAGGGUGAAUAAGCCUCCAGACUAUGAGGGACCUUGGAGUGAAUGGAGUGAGGAGUUCACCUGGAAGACUGAGAAUGUUCUGCCACCUGUGGUUCUUCCAGUGACACUCCCAGCUCUCAUCAUCGCUUCACUGAUAGUUGCUUAUUGCAGCUAUAAGUAUUUCCUCAGGAAGAAGAAAAUGUGGGAGGAAAAGAUUCCGAACCCCAGCAAGAGUCUCCUGAUCCAGGGCUAUCUGGGGAAAGGACAUUUGGGAAGUUGGCCAACAGGCAACCAGGUGGACUUCAACAAAUACAACCUUUCAGAGAAGAUGGAGCAGGCUAGCUUCCUUCAAGUUGUGGACAAGCCGGUGAAGACUUUGGCAGAGUGCCUUGAAGGGCAGACUAAGAAGACAGAUGUUUCCCCUGUUAUACCUGACCUACAGAACUCAUACCAUGCUUUAAAUGAGUCAGAGCAUGCCCCAGUUGCCUGCUCAAAUCAGAGAGCUGGUCAUUCCUUUCCCAUUUCAAGGAGAAACAGUGCUGAUGCAAGUAUUGCUUCCCACACAGCAAUCUCUUGCUUUGCUUUCAACGGUCCCUACUUGUACAGCCCAGUGGUGUCCUCUCACCCUGAUAUACACCAGACCCUGGAAAUGGACCCUGUGGGACUCAGUAAGAAAUCAGUUUCCCUUCAGUAUGUGACUCUCCCAAGGGAAGACUCUCCCCAGGCCCCACAGAGCCAGGAGCAGCCAGAAGCAGCUCCUCCAAGGGAUGUGCUCCCAGAUCAGAAGGAAAUGAUGCAGCACCUCAGUGACAAGGAAGAAGUCUCACAGGCCUCACCACCCCGUGGGGAAGGCACCAACGAGGGAACAGAGGAGCAGAACUCUCCAAAGGCUCUCAGCUGUACCACAUCUCCUCAACAGUACCCUUUGGAGUACAUCACCACGGACAGCCUGGUACUGCCAUCAGCCAGCACCUCCACCCAUCCUCCACUUGCCACAGCUGAGGAAUCACCUUGUGGCUCACAGCAGCCCCAGCGUCCCAGUGACCACUCUUGGCAUGAGUCUUCUCAGGGGAAAACUGAUGUCGUGAUCCCAGUUUCAGGCCAAGCACCAGCCUCAUCUCCUGAAUUGCACCUGGAUACCUUUGGCGACUAUCUUACUCUGCCUGAAGGUCUCCGUGAACAUUCAAAGCCCACAAAGAUUUCUUUGCCUGUCUUACAGAAGGAAAACGGUAUUCCUAGAAAGCAGCCUUUGUCAGUAGGUAAUUUGGUGGUGUUAAACCCUGACAGCACUGAGCCAGUUUUCCUUUGCCAGGUUGGUGACUAUUGCUUCCACAGUCUAAAAUCCAGUGUGAAGAUGGAUAAUAGUCAGGAAGACCAUCAAGUCAUGAAACUUUCUGAAAGUGAGACAAUACUUGGGCAGCCUGUACGUGAUGAUGAAUCCAUCACAGGGAAGGAAAAGGAUGUAUGGAAGAGGGAAAAAAUACAGGCCAUCCAGCUCUUCAAAAACCUGAAAUCAGAUGAUUACUUUUCCUGGCAGCAAUCUUUGAGGAUCAAAGAAAUCUGUUAA